AUGUCAUCGCGACUAGCUGACAGGACAGGCUCGAAAAGGAGCCGGUCUCGUUCGCCAUCGUCUUGGCGUCAGUCGCAGAAAUUCGCUCGCAGACACGAUGAACGCGACGGCCAACCCGAUUCCCGCAGCGGGCACUAUGUUCGAAGUAUAAAGGACCAGGUGCGUCUGAAUCAGCUUCAGGAAGAUGAACAGGCGCGGGAAUGGGUGGCACAAGAGGAUGUUUUCGUCCUUAAACAGGCGAAAAAGAAGGCAGAGAUACGAGUCAAGGAAGGCCGCGCAAAACCAAUCGAUUGGCUCACUGUCACCUUGAGGGUCAUCGAUCCCACGAGAAAUCCUUUAGAUGACGAGAUAGCAGACUCAGAGCUUGAUCUGGUUGAUCCGGAUGGUGUAUUUGAAGGGCUAUCCCAGGGCCAGUUGUUGGACCUGGAGAAGGAUAUAGACACCUUUCUGAACCUCGAAUCAAACUCGCAGAAUAGAGACUUUUGGAAGACUAUGAGGAUUAUUUGUAAAGACCGCCAGAAAACUACCGCACCCGAAGGCCGUGCCCUGAGUUCCGUCGUCGCAGACAUAAACAGACUGCUUAGCCCGAAAACUUACGAGCAACUGGAGGCUCUCGAAGUGCAGGUGAAGAGAAAGCUGGAUUCUAACGAACCUAUCGACUACGACUAUUGGGAGGAAUUGCUGCGCAGUCUCACUGUUUGGAAAGCACGGGCUAAGUUGAGGAAAGUCUAUCAAGCCGUCAUAGAAGAACGUGUUCGGGGACUGCGCAAACAACAGUGCGAAGAGGCGGAGUCUGUCCGGUUGAAAUUGGCACCGCUUGCCCCAGUUGUUAAGUCACCAGGCGAUGAGCGGCAAGUUGAAGGCAUUGAUUCUCAAGAGUUUGACGGCCUCGAUCCGGAACCACUGCUUCAAGUGCACCCAGAGGACAAGGUCUUACAGAUAGUAGAUGAAUCGGCGUUUCUUAACCAAGUGGCCCGUGAUCGUGAGAAGGUUUUGAAAAUGGGAUAUGUCCCAUUGCGACAUCGACAAACAGAGAAGCCGUCGACGCCAGCUGCGAACCAACCCUCGAAUGUUGCAGUUAAUUCCAUCUCCACACGAUUUUCCUCAAUUCCGAACGAGGAUUUCUCGCAGGCGACAAAGGCCCUCUACGAAAGGGAGCUUGCCAAGGGUGUAAGCGAGAACGAGGAGAUCUUCACUGGGGAAGAGGCUGUGAGUACAAGCUCGCGCCCUCAAUGGGCCAGCAAGUAUCGACCCCGCAAGCCUCGAUAUUUCAAUCGAGUGCAAAUGGGGUACGAAUGGAACAAGUACAACCAGACACAUUAUGACCAUGAAAAUCCGCCUCCAAAAGUCGUCCAAGGAUAUAAAUUUAAUAUAUUCUAUCCUGAUCUCAUCGAUAAGACGAAGGCUCCCACAUACCGGAUUGAACGAGAGCAUGGAAGGAGGCGGGGUCAGUCCUUUGCCCCCGCUGGUCAAGAGGAUACAUGUCUCAUUCGGUUCAUGGCCGGGCCGCCUUACGAAGAUAUUGCGUUUCGAAUUGUCGAUAAGGAAUGGGACUACAGUGCCAAAAGGGAGAGGGGAUUUAAGAGCACUUUCGACAAGGGUAUCUUACAGCUUCAUUUUCAGUUCAAGAGGAUCUACUACCGGAAGUAA
Molecule: messenger RNA, 1650 nt
Organism: Monascus purpureus
Lineage: Eukaryota; Fungi; Ascomycota; Eurotiomycetes; Eurotiales; Aspergillaceae
Source: the annotation of a GenBank genome assembly